AUGAAUACACUUGCACACGUCCCGAGUGGCCCCAAAGACAUCCUUUUACAGCCUCAAUCCAGGUUAUUCGCGCUUCCGCGGGAGUUGCGUGAUCUGGUCUAUGAGUACUAUCUUAUGGCUGCGGAUGGGUAUCAUUAUAAUCAUGAGACAGGGAAGCUGACACAGAUUGGGGGCCAGCCCAUAGAUAUCGCUCUUACCUACACUUGCAAACUGGCAACUGUUGAGAUAAAUGGUCGCGCGCUUACUCUAAACGCCAUCACGUUCACCACAGCUCAUGACGAAGGAAUCCGCGACCGGGCAGGACAGUACGCACUGAUCGUACAAAGACUUGAGGCUUUGAAGUCAGGCAUACUUUGCGCUGUCUAUGAAUGCAUCGAAUCAUCGACCAGCAGCGAGUUUGAGCCCGAAUUCUCGUAUCUUCUACCCGUCAUCAGCCAACUUCGGACGUUGGGAGCGGACCACGAACUCGUUCAUAAGAGUUGGGGCGAAACCCCCUCGCUUCAUCGCCGAUUUGUCGUACGAGCUCUGGAAAUACUCUCCGAACACACGAAUUUCAGCGAAAGAAUCACUAGCGACGUCAACAUAGGGCGGUUUGGCGAUCGCGUCCAUGAGAUUCUCUCGCUAGAUGACUCGCCCUGGAACACACCAGAUAGCAACGAGAUAGCCAACAUGUGGCGCGUUCUGGACGAUGAACCAAUGUUCCUUGAGAUAUGGGAAAGAACUAAACACAGAUUCUCCGCGGCAGCGACAGCGAUACGGUUCCUUUCGUCACUGCCCAAAUCUACGCGAUGUCGCAUUCGUCGUGUGCUCUUGGACGAGGACCGCGUGUCAGUUGCUUGGCCUGAGUGCCACGCCCAAGGGUUGAUUCCCUUCUGUCAGGAAAAUGGCGCGCUUCGAGUGGAGCGACGAGUUGAUUUGUGGAGAAACGCACUUCCUGGUGGUGCCGAGCCGAUAAAUUGCGUCGCCAGUGCAGCAAGAAGUCAUCAUCCUCAAGAUCGUAUGGAUCGUCUGCGCGCCGGAUACAUCACAAACCCAUGCUUAGCACCCUGGAUCAUGGAAGCACUCGCCCUUGACGGUCUGGGCAUGCCACCUCAAUGCUUCAAGCUGAAACUCGAUGGACAGCCAACACCAGAAAGGAGCUCCGAAGUUUUCAAGGUCGUGCAGCGGGACGCCGCAUGGCAGACUGCCUUCGAGAGACAUUUUGCAGAGCAACACGAUACCCCCAGCUGGUUCGAAAUGAGGGAUAAUGGAAGCUACCAAAUGAGAGGAUUUCCGGAGGCCAUCACAGCCAUCGUCCGAGGAACAUCGAUUGUUAGCUGCAACUUCGAUACUGAUACUCCAGAAGACCCGGAUACUAUAGCGCAGGAUGGACGUCACUGGACGAUGGGUGAAUGGGAGCAGCAAUGGCGUAUGCACGAACCUCGCGCGUUCAAUACCGCAGUGCCAUUGCCUGGCUGGGAAAGCCUUCGUCUCUCAGAGGAGGCAUUGCCGGAAUGA
Alternaria triticimaculans is the source of this 1497-nucleotide messenger RNA. RefSeq lists its product as uncharacterized. NCBI's taxonomy places the organism in Eukaryota, Fungi, Ascomycota, Dothideomycetes, Pleosporales, Pleosporaceae. The record is from RefSeq and is a predicted model, not a curated record. The coding region runs from base 1 to 1497 and encodes 498 amino acids. The transcript has a single exon.